AUGGCGCCACGCUUUGGGGACCAGAUCCUCCAGGUGUUUGACGUUCCAGCUGAUGCCUACGAAUUCUUGGUCGGCAUCGUGGAGGAUCGCCAUGUGUCGCCGCACGACUUCAAGGCCAUUUUUGACCAAAGCUUGACUGCCGGGGCCGAGUCAUGGUACCAUGACGUCGAUUGUGCUUGGAAUCACGGCAGCAACAUCCAAACGCCGUCAGCUACUCAGAAGAAUGCCCGUCCAUCCGAAACGGCGUGGGAGGAAACCGAUCGUCUCAUCAAGCGGGCCGAAUCUCUUGCCAAAGAAGCCGUCUCUAGCUUGUCCCUGGAUCCUUGCUUGUUCAGAUAUCCAAAGAAGACCAAGGUGACCAAGGCUGCCAAGCGCAAAGUCGAUGCUGUCUCGUCGCACUACUGGUGCCAAAGCGGCGAAACGGACGACGGCUUCUCUACGCCGAAAAGAUUUCGAGCGACAGAAUUUCCCAGCACAUUCAUUUCGCGGCUCAACAUUCCUGCACCUGGUCGUCGGCCCUCUUGCGUUUACCCAAAGGACCCAGGCAAGACACAGCUGCCGAGCGUUCAUGCCAAUGCCGGGACGUCGCCCUACUUCAGCACGCCAUCGAGAGCGCCGCGAUCUGCCAAUCCCCGGCCCAGUCCCGGAACAGUGUCCUGCAUCCCUUUCCCUCCUCUCAGCGCAGGGUCAUUCGGCAUCAUCCAGGAACAGGUGGCCCAUGAGCCGUUUUGGCUGCUCAUCGUCGUCACGUUUCUCAUCAAGACAAAGGGCGACUACGCCAUUCCGGCAUUUCUGCGCCUCAGAGAGCGCUUUCCCACACCGCGUGACGUUGCCGACCCCGACAAUGCGGCGGAGAUUGUCGCCAUGAUUCGCCACUUGGGUCUCAGUCAGAACCGGCUCGCCAAGAUGCAAAAGUACGCGCGAAUGUUCAUGUUUCACCCGCCGCGACCGGGUGUCUGCUAUGCCGUACGGGGAUACGAAACGCGCAAAGUAGGCCGCGUCGUCGACGGCGUGGACGCCACGGACGGCUGGGAGAUUGGGCACAUGACGCAGGGCCCGUACUCGCUGGACAGUUGGCGCAUCUUUUGCAGAGACGUGCUCCUGGGACGGGCCAAGGACUACAACGGCAAGGGAGCGCGGGGUGAGUUCCAGCCAGAGUGGAUGAGGGUCUUGCCGGCGGAUAAGGAACUCCGAGCCUAUCUACGAUGGAUGUGGAUGCGCGAGGGCUGGGAGUGGGAUCCGGCGACGGGCGAGCGGACGGUGUUGCGGGAGGAGAUGCGGCGGGCCGUGGAGGAAGGCCGGGUCGAGUACGAUAUUUACGGAGGGCUGCAGAUUGUGGGAAAUGAUGAAGCAGUAGGCUAG
This is a messenger RNA of Cordyceps militaris CM01, 1362 nucleotides long. RefSeq names its product pre-mRNA splicing factor. The record is from RefSeq and is a predicted model, not a curated record. Bases 1 to 1362 code for a protein of 453 amino acids. NCBI's taxonomy places the organism in Eukaryota, Fungi, Ascomycota, Sordariomycetes, Hypocreales, Cordycipitaceae. The transcript has a single exon. Gene Ontology annotation, cellular component: nucleus. Gene Ontology annotation, molecular function: DNA binding; catalytic activity. Gene Ontology annotation, biological process: base-excision repair.